Arctia plantaginis is the source of this 708-nucleotide messenger RNA. NCBI's taxonomy places the organism in Eukaryota, Metazoa, Arthropoda, Insecta, Lepidoptera, Erebidae. The record is from the annotation of a GenBank genome assembly.
AUGGAAACAAUUCAUGAACAUUCUAACAAUAAUAUGAAUUUAGAAGAUGAGAUGACUGGCGAUGCGAAAUGGCAGAAGGAUGCGGCGGACCAGAACUUCGACUACAUGUUCAAAUUGCUCAUCAUAGGAAACAGUUCCGUAGGCAAAACCAGUUUUCUGUUCCGUUACGCAGACGACUCCUUCACUUCAGCCUUCGUAUCCACCGUAGGCAUAGACUUCAAGGUGAAAACAGUUUUUCGCCACGAUAAGCGAGUCAAACUACAGAUAUGGGAUACGGCAGGACAAGAACGUUACCGUACCAUCACUACGGCUUACUACAGAGGAGCUAUGGGUUUCAUCUUAAUGUAUGAUAUAACCAACGAAGAAAGCUUUAACAGCGUGCAGGAUUGGGUGACCCAAAUCAAGACCUACUCAUGGGAUAAUGCGCAAGUGAUCCUAGUUGGUAACAAGUGUGACAUGGAGGAAGAACGUGUUGUGAGCACUGAACGUGGCAUGCAGUUAGCUGAACAACUCGGUGUUGAAUUUUAUGAGACCAGCGCAAAAGAGAACAUUUAUGUUAAGGCUGUUUUUGAACGACUGGUGGAUAUAAUAUGCGACAAGAUGUCAGAGAGCCUGGAUUCAGAGCCAGCAAUGUUGGCGGGAGGAGCACGCGGCCAGCGUCUUACGGAACAACCACAAGGCAGCUCCAACACUAACUGCAACUGUUAA